Molecule: messenger RNA, 609 nt
Organism: Prorocentrum cordatum
Lineage: Eukaryota; Dinophyceae; Prorocentrales; Prorocentraceae
Source: the annotation of a GenBank genome assembly
AUGGCGCCCCAGCGGCCCAUCCUCACGUGCGUGCUUGCGGCCGCGGUGGUGGCCCUGUGCCGCAGGGGCGCCGGCUUCGUGGGCUCGCCCGCGCCCAGCUGCCAGCGCGGCGAGCGCGUGGCCGCGCGCGUGAGCGCGGAGUACCUGGAGCGCUGCGGGCCGAAGGACGCGGAUGUGGCGUUCGAUGCCUCGGCCGCCACUGGCCCGGGCCCCACCGUCACCUACAAGAAGCGCCCCUUCGGCAUCCUGCGCUACCAGCCGGGCAACGGCAUGAAGGGCGCGAUGGCCAUGGAGGUGAUCCCGGUGUCCCGGUACCCUGGGGACCCCCAGGGCCAGGCGUUCUCCGCCGGCGUGUCGGGCGGCAUGGUGGUGAAGUCCAUCGCCGGCGCUGAGGUGUUGACGGAGGACUUCGGCAAGAUCAUGGACCUGCUCGACGACGAGGUGGCCGACCCGCGCUUCUCGAAGUCCACCGCGCUCGCCCUGGAGAAGUUGGGGAGGAAGGCGGACGCCGUUGAGCCGCCCAUCGAGGUGGUCUACGCGACCGUGCCGGGCUACGUGUACGCGGGCGCCGAGAUGAAGGCGGACGGCCAGGACGGCUUCGCCCGCUGA